Messenger RNA from Rotaria socialis, 600 nucleotides. Lineage: Eukaryota; Metazoa; Rotifera; Eurotatoria; Philodinida; Philodinidae. The record is from the annotation of a GenBank genome assembly.
AUGUCUGAAGACGCAUCAAAAAUACGUAGAGGUUCUGCAGCAGCAGUUGCAAUUGAACGACAAGGAUCAACCUCGAAUCUACGUUCAUCGUCAUUUACAACGGAGAAUAAUCAACAACGGACUAUGUCAACAACCGAAAUCGAUCUUGAAGCGGUUCUUCAAGUUCGUCGACGUGGAUUAUCAAAUGCAGGUCUUCAGCCAACUCUAGAUUCCCAUCGUUAUACUGAUAUAAUCAUUUUAAAAACUGAAAGAUCUAAUGAUAUUACCAAAGAGGAUGCACGAUGUGUAUUUCAUGGAGAUUAUCAUAUCUUAAGCGAUAUCUUUCAAAAAUAUACAUCACAUAUUAAAAUUCAUCAUGAUGAUCCUGAAAUGGUUAAAAAUCAUGAUCGUCUAUCUGGAAAGAUUUAUACAACAGUCGAAUUACCAACAAUGUCAUUCAUUGAAGCAUUAGAAAUUUUGCAUAAACAUUAUUUUACAAUUGUGGCUAAUUCAACAAAUUUUGGACCAGCAACGAAAUUACAAGAAUUUAUUUUAUCACGAAAUAAAGACACACAGGAUAAUCCUCGUUCAUUACCAAUAAUUGAUACAAAAACUCGAUAA